Rubroshorea leprosula is the source of this 4752-nucleotide messenger RNA. Lineage: Eukaryota; Viridiplantae; Streptophyta; Magnoliopsida; Malvales; Dipterocarpaceae. The record is from the annotation of a GenBank genome assembly.
CAGCAAUUAAUUCUUUCAAGGUAAAAGAAGGCGAAGGUCAAAAAAAGAAAAAAAGAAAGGUUAUCUUUGGUUCUUACAUCUCCAGCAUGUUUGACUUAUGGAAUCUGUUGGUAUUGGACACCGGACUAGGACUAAGCAGAGAGUUCAACCGGCACAGAGGAAGAAGUCGACAAGGAGGGGUGGACAGGGCAGAACAGAGGGCGUGGUAUGGGAAGCAAAGGGAAUAUAUGGACAGGGGAUAUGAUGUGGGAAUGUUCAAGCAAGCAACUGCCUUCUUCUUCACCAACAUUCCCAAUGACUGGAGCUACUCUAAAAUGUGGGCAGAAUUUGCAAAAUUUGGCAGAGUAUUCGCAAUAUACAGCCCUUCAAGAAGAAGAAGAAAUGGAAGAAGGUUUGACUUUAUCAGAUAUCUCAAUGUUAAGGAUGAGAAGGAACUAGAGAGGAAACUUGAUCAGAUCCGAAUCAGGGGCCACAAGAUAUGGGUUAACAUAGCCAAGUAUCCUACGGAGGAAGUUAAAGAAAGGGAGACAAGGAGAAUCGUAACCACAAAUAUGGUUGCUGCAGGAAAAUCAUAUGCAGAUGUAGUAAAAGGAAAGUUGGGAAGGGCUCCACAAAAGGCAGAACAUAUACAAGCAGAGAAGAGGCCGAAGUUGGACACCCAGAUAGCAAAGAGCAGAAGCAACAAUACACCCAGCUAUGGAAAUAGUGCCAAACCUUCAAGAAAAGUUUUAUAUGGAAGGUUAUUUCUCCUGCAGACUCCAAGCAAUGGGGGGCAAGAUUAUCUUAAUGGAAUGCGAGGAAUUAAAAGAGCUAGUACAGGGCGCUGCAAGCUGGAUUUCUUUGAGAAUAUGGCUAAUGCAUGGGGCAAGUUUAUAUGUCUGGAUGACAGUACAAGCAAGAGGAGGAGGUUCGACAUAGCCAAAUUCCUUAUAUCGACGUCGAUAAUGGAUUUAAUCUCGGUUAAGAGGCAGAUCAAAGUUAAUGGAGUCUUCUACAAUCUGAAAUUUACGAAAGAGGAAAUGACUAAUAGUCUAUUCUCAUUAAGGUAUGAUUUUAUGCCAAAUUUUAAGAGCGAUUCUAGCUCUAAAGAGUCAUGGUCGGAGGACAGCGAUGAUGAUGAGGAGCUGGGAAGUAAAUUCAGUGCAGAAAAUAACGAAAAUAUUGACGGAGAAGAAGAAGAUGUCAGAGGGAAAUGGGAACAAGAGUUAAAUGAGUUGGACAAACUGUCGACCAACACUUUGUCUGACAAAGCAAAAUUUGAAAUGAAGGGCAUGGGUGAGUUUGAAAUUGUGGCAGAGAGAGGUGGCGUGAAUAAGUGGGGAAGAUUUGACAGGAUCACAUACAACCAGCUGGGUGAGGAAGAAUCAGUGGAGAUGGUGGCAGACAGUAUGGAGGGGCUUCUAGAAGCAAGUGACAUGGGGAGUGGUGAAGAGGUGGGGCUUUGUAAAUUGGACUCUAAGAGUAGGACAACAAUGGACUCAAUAGAGAACACGAAAAAAUAUGAUUUGGGCCAAAGGCUAAAGCCCAUAUUGAAAGGCUUGGGUCCAAUCCAUGAAGAACAUGAAGAAGGAGACAAGGAUAUGAGGGCCCCAUUGGAUUCAAAAAGCAGCACCCAAGUGGGAGAAAAGGGAGAUUUGCUAGGAAUAUCAAGAAAUGAGGAAAGAAUGGACCACCAGCAAAUUUGCAGUGAGAUACAAGCAGAGACACCGAGCGAAGAAGCAAUGGUGAAUGAGAGGGUAAGCACCAGCGGAGAAAUAGACAAAAAAAGAAGAAAAAGGAGAGCUGUGAGCUGUAGAUCAAUGUACCAAAGAGCAAUAAUGUUUGGAUUAACGGGCCAACGAAGGAAGGGCCGAAGCAAAUCUAAGAAGAAAGCAGAGAAAGAAGGGAUUCCGAGCUUCCUUCCAAAUAUGAGUAAUUCGGUGGGAGGGGGAUCAGUGGGAGACAGUGGAAUAAAGAACUACAACAGGAUGCUGAAUGAGCAAAGUAGCCAGCGGACAAUAGCAAAACUAUGGGAAUUUGCAAAAAAAAUUGGUGUGGAUGCAGAGGAUGAGGAAGACGCUAUCAAGAUCCUUGAAGAAAUGGAGACCCGUGAUAGAAAAGAAAAGGCAGAGGGCAGCUCAAAGGAAGAAAGAAAGAAUAAGAAGGAUGCUUGUGGAAUGUCGGGUGGCAUGCUUUGUUUGUGGAACCCCAAAGUGCUUACCAUGUCUAGAAUAAUAGAGGGAGAAAACUUUAUAGGCAUAGAAGGAAUUUGGGGGAGAGAGGCGACCCCAGUGAGCAUAAUUAAUGUAUAUUCCCCAUGCCAGUUAUCAGGGAAACGAACCUUAUGGGAGGAAUUGAAAAAACUGGUUUCAGGUAGAGGAGGUAAUUGGUGUAUUGCAGGUGAUUUCAAUGCAGUAAGAAAGACAAAGGAAAGAAAUGGGAGUAGGGGUAUAAGCAGUGAGAUGAGAGAGUUUGACAGUUUUAUAAGAGAAGCAGAUUUGAUUGAUAUCCCGUUAGUGGGUAGAAAAUUUACGUGGUAUCAGGCUAGUGGGCAGUAUAUGAGUAGAAUAGAUAGAUUUCUACUUUCUGAAGGGUGGUUGUUCAAAUGGGGUGAUACCAAACAAUGGGGUUUAAGAAGAACAGUAUCAGAUCACUGCCCAAUCCUUCUCAAAUUUCAGCAAGUAGACUGGGGGUACCGUCUCAAAGAAAAGAUGAAGUUGACAAAGGAAGCGCUAAGGAAAUGGAGUAGGGACUCAACCCUGGAUAUUGAGAGAAAGAUAAGCAAUGCUGCAGCAGAGAUAGACUGGAUUGAUAGGAAGGGGGAACAAGAGCAACUGACGAAAGAAGAAAUCAAGAAAAGAAGAGAGGCCACAAUAACCUUAUGGGAAAAUAUGAAGAGAAAGGAAAGUAUGAUCCAACAGAAAUCAAGGAAGACAUGGUUAGCUCACGGAGAUGCAAAUACAAAGUUCUUCCACAAGUGUGUAAAGGGGAGAUGGAGAAGAAAUGAGAUGAGUAGCAUACACAUAAAUGGAGUCCAGUUAAAGGAAGCUAGCAGAAUGAAGGACGAGCUUGCUGGUUUCUUUGAGGAGAUGUUUAAGGAAAAACAGAGGGUUAGGCCAAAGUUGGGUGGGGUGUGUUUCAAACAGAUUUCACAAGAAGAUAAUGAUUUCAUAAUUGGACCCUUCAGUGAAAGUGAGAUCAAGGCAGCAAUGUGGGAGUGUGAUAGCUCGAAAGCGUCAGGCCCUGAUGGGUUUAACUUCAGGUUUAUCAAGUGUGAAUGGGAGCUAAUUAAAGAUGAUGUGAUUAGAUUCCUACAGGAAUUCCACAAGAACAGCAAGAUGGUGAGAGGACUCAACACAUCCUUCAUUGUACUGGUUCCCAAAUCGAACAAUCCGCAGAAGAUAGAGGAGUAUCGACCCAUCUCUUUAAUUGGAGUCAUGUAUAAAAUCCUAGCCAAGUUGCUAGCCAACCGCUUAAAGAAGGUGCUGCACCAGGUAGUGGGAGAACAACAGACGGCAUUUUUAAGUGGAAGACAAUUGAUGGACGGAGUUUUGAUUGCUAAUGAGGUGAUCGACAAAGCAAAAAAGAAGAAGAGGAAAACAAUUAUGUUUAAGAUCGACUUUGAAAAGGCCUACGAUAAGGUUAGUUGGGAAUUCCUGGAAUAUAUGAUGCAGAGGAUGGGAUUCUGUGACGAGUGGAGGAAGUGGAUCGGAGAGUGCUUAAGAACAAGCCUUGUAUCAGUUUUGGUCAAUGGUAGCCCAACAAGGCAAUUUAGUGUUUCAAAAGGUCUUAAACAAGGAGAUCCCCUAUCACCCUUCUUAUUCCUAAUCAUUGCGGAAGGUUUAAAUGGGCUGGUAUCAAAUGCAACUCAAAAAGGAUUGUUGGAAGGAGUCGAAGUGGGAAGCAGAGGUCUGAAAUUGUCACAUCUUCAAUUUGCAGACAACACAAUCCUAUUUGGAGAAGCUACUGAGAAAAAUGUCCUAGCAAUGAAAGGAAUUCUAAGAGCAUUUGAAAUCGUCUCUGGACUUAAGGUCAGUUUUAACAAAAGCCAACUAAUGGGAAUCUGUGUACAAGAGGAAUGGUUGGAUAGAAUGGCAUGGCUGCUGUGCUGCAAAAAAGGAAGUAUGCGGUUUAAGUAUCUAGGAAUCCCUAUCGAGGGGAAUCCGAGGAGAAUAGCCUUAUGGAAACCAUUGUUGGAAACCUUCAACAAGAAGCUUCACACUUGGAAGGGUCGGUUUCUUUCUCUUUGUGGUUGGAUAACUCUUAUUAACUCAGUACUAUCCAGCCUCCCCGUGUUUUGGAUGUCACUAUACCUAGUCCCGAGAGGGGAAGGGGCAGGAGUAAGUUUUUGGUGGGAUGAGUGGGGUGAGGGAGAGUGUCUUGCUAACAAGUUUCCAAGACUUUACACAUUGUCUACAGGAAAGAACAACAACAUCAAUCAAAUGGGAGGGUGGCAAAAUGCAUCAUGGGUGUGGAAACUGACGUGGAGGAGAAGCUUGCACAGCUGGGAAAUGCAACAAGAAUCAAAACUUCAAAGGCUGAUUCAAGAAAUCAAAAUAGAAAGAGGAAAACCGGAUGUAUGGAGGUGGAUACAUAGCUAGGACGAGAAUUAUUCAACAUGUUCAGCCUACCAAAGACUUACGGGAGAACAAGGCAGCGAGCAGCAGAAUUCAAAAAUGCAGAAAAUAUGGAACACAUCAAUCCCCAGCAAAAUCUCAGCAUUCUCAUGGCAAAUGCUUCAGGAUAAAAUUUCAAUAAAGGUAAACCUGUUAA